This is a messenger RNA of Daphnia pulicaria, 1281 nucleotides long. Its product is annotated as nose resistant to fluoxetine protein 6-like. Gene Ontology annotation, molecular function: acyltransferase activity, transferring groups other than amino-acyl groups. The coding region runs from base 205 to 1080 and encodes 291 amino acids. The record is from RefSeq and is a predicted model, not a curated record. Lineage: Eukaryota; Metazoa; Arthropoda; Branchiopoda; Diplostraca; Daphniidae. The transcript is spliced from 6 exons.
ACCAAAUUACGGCAAUUAGAUCAGAAUAACGGAGUUUUCAAUCUCAAGCGAUUUUAUCUCCACCGCUACAUCAGACUUACCCCAGUGUAUGCAGCUUUAGUGGCGUUCAUUUCGACACUGUAUCCGUACGUGGGAACUGGUCCUGACUGGAAUUUUGUGGUACAGAAGAGCAAAGCUUUAAGAAAAUCCUGGUGGGCCAACUUGAUGUACAUCAAUAACUAUGUGAAACCAGUAAGAAACUGGUGGACAAAUCCUGAAAUGCCUUCACAAGAGACUUGGUAUCUUGCCUGCGACAUGCAAAUGUUCUUGAUCAGUCCGCUCUUCAUUUAUCCAAUUUGGCGCUGGAAGAGGGCCGGAAUCAUUUGGGCAGCGUUCAGCCUUUUAGUUAUGUUGGGAAUCUCCACGAUUGUUUUUGUUGUUCAUGAUCUACCGGCAACAAUCUUUUGGUUCAGACCAUCUGACGUUAAAAAAAUUGAUGUCUACGCGGAUAAACAUUACUCGGAAACAUUUGCACGGAUGCCUCCAUACCUGAUAGGAAUUCUAGUAGGGUGGCUACUCUACAAGAACAAGGAUAAAACAAUCCACAUCAAUAAAUUUUUGGUAGCUGCAGGUUGGAUCAUAGCUACACUAUUGGGAUUAAUUGUAACUUACGGAAUGUUUCCUUAUCUGGAUGAGGCCACAGUUCCAGUCAUCGACCCGUUUAUUCGGGUUUCCUACGGAGUUUUGAAUCACUCGGCUUGGGCGAUUACCAUCGGUUGGAUCAUAUUCGCCUGCACUCACGGAUAUGGAGGUUUCGUCCACCGAUUCCUGUCUUGGAAAUUGUUCAUUCCGUUAAGCCGGUUGAGCUAUUCGGUUUACUUGACUCACCUCAUUUACACGUUUGCUUACAUAUCUCACCUGCGCAAGCCUUACUACUUUACUGAAAUUUCUGGAGCUAUGAAUUUUGCCGGCAUUUUGGUGAUCUCGUUCCUUUUGGCGUUUGUCGUUUCUGUCGCCGUGGAAAUGCCGUUCGUCAAUUUGGAUAAACUUCUUUUCGCAGGCGAUUCCAAGUCUCUACAAAAAGGAAAGAAAAAAACAUAAGAGCUCAUCGGGUUGCAGCGCCGUAAACAAUCUGGACGUACAUCGAAGAUCUAGAAAUUCAACAUUUAGAAUUGGAGAGAAUAUAUUGUAGAUAAUGCUGAUAUAUUUCGAAUAUCACAGUGGUACAUCACCCCACAUACUUUAAAAGACGGACGCCAAAAUAAUAGCACCGAUUCCAUUUCAUUUAACACUAUUCCAAAU